Messenger RNA from Planococcus citri (citrus mealybug), 1760 nucleotides. RefSeq names its product vacuolar protein sorting 36 (gene Vps36). Gene Ontology annotation, cellular component: ESCRT II complex; late endosome membrane. The transcript has 2 exons. Gene Ontology annotation, biological process: protein transport to vacuole involved in ubiquitin-dependent protein catabolic process via the multivesicular body sorting pathway. The coding region runs from base 335 to 1507 and encodes 390 amino acids. The record is from RefSeq and is a predicted model, not a curated record. NCBI's taxonomy places the organism in Eukaryota, Metazoa, Arthropoda, Insecta, Hemiptera, Pseudococcidae. Gene Ontology annotation, molecular function: ubiquitin binding; phosphatidylinositol-3-phosphate binding.
CGGUAGCAGUUUUGCUUUAUCAAAACUAAAACUCAAAAAAAUGAAAAUUGAUUUUAAUUGAAAAUGAAAUGAAAAAUUCGACGUGUUGCUUUGCUAAAUGCUGAACAGAAUGAAGCUUGUUUUUAAAGAAUGAAUCCGGUAUAAUUAUUCUCAUUUCUAAAUGUUGUGUUAGUGAAUGAUACAUUGAAACAUUGUAUUCAAAAUUGAUGAUUCAAAAAAGUUACCUUCAGUCAUCAUCAAUAUAGUCGUAGCUAAUCUAGGAAGUAGUAAGACAGACAUGAUUGCCAAGUGAUUUUCAUCUGAUUUAACACAGCUGAUUCCGGUAUCGUUUACGAUGGACCGCUUCGAAUAUUCUACUUCCAGUUUGAUGCCAAAUGAGUCGUACAUGUUGAGAGCCUACAAUAUCCAACUUUACGACGGCGAUAGCAAAACGUCUUACGACAAAGGCGAAGUAAUCCUAACGAGUCAUCGUUUAUUAUGGUGUUUACCGGGAGACAGUCAGAACUUGUCUCUGAAUUUAAAAUACGUCAGUUCUUUCAAAGAAGAAAAACAAUCGAAUUUCAUUUUUUCUCGAAGUAGAAAGCUAAUAUUAUAUUUAUCCGAUCGUGAUAUCAACAGUUUACCUGGACCUGUGCCAUCAAGUUCUUCUAAUUUCAUCAAACUUUCAUUCAAGGAUAAACUAGACAUGGAAUUUGUGUCAGCUUUGAGCCAAGUAUUGGAACAGAAACGAUGGGAGAUCGUUGACAAAUCGCAGCGCGAUAACAGCCAAGGAGAAAAAUCUCGUCCCAAUAUCAAAUUGAGAACUGGUAUCAUAGGAAUUGAGCGCGGAUUGAUAGAAAAGCAGAAAGCCGAAAACGAAAGCAUUUCUAUUGCUUUUCAAGAUUUGAAUAAAUUGAUGAUUAUGGCUAAAGAAAUGGUCGAUUUGUCGAAAAACAUCUCCACCAAGUUGAAAGAUAAAUACGGCGAUAUCACUAACGACGAAAUAAUUAAAUUCAAAUCGUAUCUUCUCAGUUUAGGUAUCGACGAUCCUGUCACCAAAGACGCAUUUCAAAGUGAUACAGAAUUCUUUGAAAAACUUGGCAAUGAAAUAUGUCAAAUUAUUGAAAAACCUUUGCGCGAAGCAGGUGGCAUCAUGGCCUUAGCGGACGUUUUCUGUAGGGUUAACCGUGCUCGAGGUUUAGAAUUGCUAUCGCCGGAGGAUUUUCUAUCUGGAUGUAAGAUGUUAGCCAAAAUGCGUUCAUCUGUCAUUUUACGAGAAUUUGAUAGCGGUGUGAAAGUGCUGCAAUUGGCUAAUCAUUCCGAUGAUGCUGUGGUUAAAGAAACGUACGAAUUAUUGAAAAACAGCGUGUUUAUGACACCUGAAGAUCUUGCUAAAAUGUUAGGAAUUUCUAUGAUUCUUGCGAAAGAACGAUUAAUAACUACUGAAAAGUUUGGAAAAGCUUGUCGCGACGAAAGUAUAGAAGGAUUGAAAUUUUAUUUAAAUAAAUUUCUAGAGGAAGACGUAUAGAUUAUUGAUAUUUAUUUUUUUUAUCACGGAUAUGUUUUAUUCAUUUUAAAUUUUUUAGAUCAUUGUUACCAGUUUUAUACUUAUUGUAUAUGUAAUACCUACAUUAAAAAAAAAAUACUUUUGUAAAGUUCCUAUAUGUAUGCCUGUUGAAUUGGUGUCUUUACUAACGAACAGUUGUUGAAUAUAGGUGUAUUUAUGGAUUAAACUUAACACGAAUGUCUUAUUGUAAUAAAUAAUUUUAUUGCGGCGCAAA